Messenger RNA from Aspergillus calidoustus, 5634 nucleotides. Lineage: Eukaryota; Fungi; Ascomycota; Eurotiomycetes; Eurotiales; Aspergillaceae. The record is from the annotation of a GenBank genome assembly.
CUCUCACCUCGUCCUUAGAUCCUCUGGAACAUCGCAGGUAGACGCUGUCUCGCCUGGAUCUGGCUCCCAUCAUCGGUUCGAAAUCUUCCAGAGACUGCCUCACUGCCACUGCACGCACUCUAUUCACAAGGCUUCUUCUUACACCUGCGCUCUGCAAAAAUUACCAAACUCGUGGUGCUUCGGACCACCUAACCGUCAACUCUGCAUGAGACCUGACUGAAGAAUUCGCUCCUAUCAUUGCCUGCGAUCGAUAUUCCGUUUACGAGGACUUUCCGUGACACAAUGGAUUCGUAUGAUUCUUACGGAUCACCCGGAAGGAGCCGCGAGGGAGGGGAUUCCUACAUGUCUAGAGCUUCGAUGGAUUCAUACAGACGCAGGUCGCCUGUAUCUCAAGAUCGCCGACGUGGGCGUGGGCGCUCUCGCUCUCCAGUAAUGAUCGAUCGAUAUGAACCUUCGGACCGCAGACCUUCAAGAGAUGAUUAUUACGCUGCGUCGCGCGAACACACUGCUCGAGAACGUGAAGACCGUCGUCGCCCUCCUUCGCCAAUCGCCGCGAACAUCGAUCGCUAUGUGCCUGGACAAGACGGAGGAAAGCGACCACUUCCUACAAACCCCCUGCCGAAUCCCUUGAACCUUGACUUCCAAGUUGGCUUCAAUUGGUUUGCUGAAUGGUGGCGGGGCGAGCAAGCAGUCAAAGAGGAGAAGGAACGUGCAAAACAUGGUGGGCGUCGCCCAUCCGAUCGUGUCAAGGGAGAACGCGAGGCGCGCGAAGACCGUGAUCGGGAAAGAGCUCAGAUACAGGCAGCCUACGAUACUUACAAGGUGGAUCUUCAGAUAAAAAUGGCGAGGACAUUUGUGCAGCAACACAAGAAUGAGGAAUGGUUCAAAGAGCGCUACGUUUCUGAAGUGCGAGAUCCACUUCGCCGGAAGGUCAUGGACUUUCGCGUGAGCGCUUACCAGCAAUGGGAGCGCGAUCUCGAACAAGGCCUUUUUGACGACUUUACUCUGGAGGGUAUAUAUAAGAGUGAGAGCGACGGUGCAGGAGGCGUGAUUGAAAAGGAGGAAGGCGAGACGACUGCUGUGGGUGAGACGUUGGGUGUUUUGGAUCUGCUUCCGGCCAGGGGCGGCGACCUUCGCGACGAAGCUUUGUCUCAACCUGCUUUGCUCAUCAAGACAUUAGCACCAAAUGUAAGCCGCCACAGCAUUGAGGGGUUUUGCAAGGAGCAUCUUGGCGAGCACAUGUUUCAAUGGCUCAGCCUGAGCGACCCAAACCCGUCGAAAAAGUACCAUCGAAUGGGGUGGAUAAUGCUACACCCUGCAUCUGAAGUCACCGUCGUUGAAAGAGGCGAUGGAAGAGAAGAAGAGGGCGAGGAGAUGGACCACGAUAAUCUCACCAAUGGACCAGGAACACUUGCUGAAAAAGCCCUCGAGGCCGUCAACGACAAGACGAUUCAUGGUCCAGAGCAAGGGGAUUUUGUCUGUCAUGUGGGCGUUCACGCCCCGCCGUCUCAGCUCCGAAAGAAGGCACUCUGGGACCUCUUCUCUUCUCCUGAACGCAUUGAGCGUGACUUGGAGCUGGCUAGGAGGCUCGUCUCCAAGCUUGACUCUGAACUGGGUCACAGUGCUGACGGCUUUACCAAGGUCGAAGACCGGGUAGAAGUGCUGCGCGGCAAGGGCUGGCUGCAGACACCGGUUACUGGACCUGUGAACGUGAGGAGGAGGAAGCCAGAUUUCGACACUGACGAUAUCGACGAAGGUGAAGCGGAAGAGGGCGAGGAACUAGAAGAAGGUUGGGCAGAAGAUGAAGCCGACGAUGAAGAGCUCCUGGCGCAAAAGAAGAAGCUCGAUUUGAUGGUGGAAUACCUUCGCCGGGUGUAUAAUUUCUGCUUCUUCUGCGUUUUCGAGUGCGACUCGGUUCAUGAACUUACUCGAAAAUGCCCCGGGGGCCAUCUACGCCGUCCCCGAACUGGGCUGACCACUCAGGCAAAGGCUGUGGCCAGAGCCAGUGCCCUCGGACAGCCGUUCCCCGUUAAAAAAAAGGAUCCUAGCGAAGAAGGCGAGGAGCAAACCUCUCCUCCGACAGAGAAGCGGUCCCAGAGAUUUGCUUCCAAGUCAGAACAGCAGCUGCAGCGUGCGUUCAACUGGGUCAAGACAUUUGAAGAUAAACUCCUUCAACUCCUCGAGCCGGAGAAUGUGGACAUCAUCAAGCUUGGUGGGAAGCCGGUUGACGAGGCCCUCGAGGAAGAAUUGGCGAAAUAUCUGAAGCAGGAGGAUGAGUCCAAGUUCCGCUGCAAGGUACCGGAAUGCACAAAGUUGUUCAAGGCGGAACACUUUUGGCGUAAGCACGUUGAGAAGCGCCACACGGAGUGGUACGAGCGUGUCAAGAAUGAUCUCUCCUUGGUGAAUGCAUAUGUGCUUGAUCCCGCCCGCAUCGCUCCGUCGCGGUCCGACGCCAAUAGCAACGGCCACUUUCCUCUCAGCUCUGGACAAAACCAGACCGGCACCCCUCGCGGAUUCAGCCUGGCAGCAAUGCCUGCUGCCUACUUCGGCAACAACCCCAAUAUCCCUCCUGGCUUCCAGGGACCCCCAGGGGGGUUACCUGGCUUCACGGCUGCUUGGGCUGGCAAUGGCAUGACGGGCGACCCUGCUGGCUUGCACCAGCCGGGCGUUAUGCGCCGCGGCGGCGGCCGCUUCAACAAUCGAUCGGGCCCCUAUGACCGACGUGGAAAUCGGCAUGGAGGCCAGGGCGCUGGCCGCCUUAGUCCGGCUCGUGGCAUGUUCAACAUGCACGGGUCUGGUGGCCGCCUCCCAGCGACGACGGGCGCUCCUUAUAUCCCUUCCGGGCAUCCUGCUGCCGCUGCUUUCUCUGGAGCCGGAGGCUUCCCCGACGCCAUGGGCUCUGGCGCGGGCCCGGCAAUGGGACCACGCGAAGCUGUCCAGGGCCGCAGCCUCAAGAGCUACGAGGAUCUAGACGCAGUUGGCGGCGCUGGAAGCGGCGAGCUAAACUACUGAUCCUUGCUGCUUUGCAAACUGCCUUGUAGCUUUCUCUAAUCGGCGUCUCUCGGCAAGCUUUUGGGAUCAGCAUCAUUCUUUUCAAGCAUUCGGGGUCAGCAUCAUUCUUUUCCCUAUUUACUGUAACUUCCUCAUCAUUUCAACUUUACACUCUGCAACUUUUCCUUUCAGAGUCUUCCCAUACUCUGUAUUGUUUUUCUUCUUCCUUUGGCUCUCCCCUACCGCGCCAUGAUGCAAAGCGAAGCAAUUCCCUUGUCUUGCUGUAACCAUAUCUUUCCUCUCUUUUUUCUUCUCUUCUCGCCUUUUCUUCGAUCUUUGUUCCAAAAUCUGGCCGUCUCAUCUGGGCACUACACAUACUACACCACCUGAGUUGAAUGUAACAUAGUUUCCAAUCUCUGCUAGGAACCAAGUGACGCCUUUGUGAACCGGGUUUUACAAGUCUAUACACUAAAUACUACCAUCUGCGUCGCUGUACAGGGGUAUGGAUAUAUCCUGGCACUUUUUUUUUUCUUGAUUUAUUGGAACAACCCUGUUGAGCCUUGUAUUUGACCAAUAUCUCCCUCGGCGGGGUGUUAUAUGCGAGCGAGACAUCAGUGGGAGAAUCGCACGUUCCUCUUGAGACCACGUCUAACAAUGGUAGGAGCGGCUGUCGUAAUUUCACUGGCUGACUCGUCGCGGGUCGAUCGCUCUUUCCUUGCCAUUCUCCCAACAAUUUACCCAUACAGUAUGUGGCGAGUACGUGACUGAGGUGGGUCGCCCGCAGCAGCAGUUUUGGGUUUUUAGGUUUGCUUUUCCAGCUACGAAAGGAGCGAGGAACCAUCGCAGUUUCCCUAUUCUAUAAACGCUGGAGGUUCUGCGGCAUAAAGUACUUUGUAUAUUGAAUCCAAAGGAAUCGGAAGCUUGACCGGUUACUAAUAGAAGGGAGAUGCAUCUACGGCAUCUGAAUGACAACAAUAUCACGAGCAUCGCGCCACUGGGCGCCCAUCUUGCGAAUUCGCCGUUCGCUGGCGAGAAAGAGGAGGAGGUAUAUAUGGCAAGCAAUCUCGCCCCAGGCGUAGACUUUUACUGCGAGUUGUUGAGUGAUAUUGUUUGUCAUCAAUUGUGAGGUCUCUCCCUCAGGUGUUUCUUGCGGGACCGGGGUUCGAGAAGAUGGAGUCUCAUCUUCGGCGAUGCACCAUACACCCCAUCCUGCUCGGCCUUCUUUCGCAAUGAAAUCGGAGAGAAAAGUCCAAAAGUUGUGGAAAAAAGUCGUGUCCCAGCUUACGGGAUUAGGUGCUGUGGGUUUCUCCGGACCAUUCGAGGCGAUGUUGAUGCGGAGACACCAGUAUCCACGCUCAAGAUUGUCGAGGUCUCUGGUUUGGUUCGUGGGAUUGUAAGAUCGAGGUGAUUUGAGACGCUUGGUUAGCAUCUCUAGGGUUGGUGUGAUGUGGGUUAUGAAGGGGGAUGAGGCUAUUGGGGGAGGAGGUGGUUUGAUCUCCAAGGGAAGACAAGACAAGUCAAGCCACUGCUUUUGUUCUAGCUUUUCCGGCGGUAGGGUAGACUGCUUCGAUUCAUCACCCUCUUGCUCGUCUUGAGUCGUAGUAUUGUGGCUGGCAGUUGCUAUACUAGCAGUUGCUGCCGUCUCCGGACGCUGUAUCUCACCGCGCAAAGAACGAGGCGGAGAGCCCAGUCGAGGUCGUUUCGAAAGGAGAAAAGGUGUCAAGUGCAGGCUUUCAGCUAUAAAUUCUGGUUGUUGUGGUUGGGAGUCCGGAAUCACACUGACGGGGCUACCGAGCGAGUCCUUCUGGGAAGCAGGUCGUUUUGCGGCCUGGACAGGAACGCAAGGCGGCGAACUAAUGGACCCAUUAUUCGUAUCCAGAUGCGGUGAUGCGCUCGAGUGCAAAAGCGAAGAUGCAAGAUGAGAUGGUGUCUCGUCUGCUCUGAGUGUGAUGAGCUCACGUGAGUGAGACUGGAAGUUCAAAAUAGCUUCCACUUGCGCACGAUAGCGGGCGUCGUCAACGACGCCACUGGGCGCUGAGAUGUGGACGAGGAUUUCUGAUUUGUCCAUGCGCUGCAUUAUUCAUGUUAGUUUGGUGAUCAUUUCGCAAAGCAUGAAGAAGGCUGGGGGGAUGGAGACGGAUGCGUCUGGAUCCAGGAACAGAAGAAACUGGUGUGGGGGCGUGACUUCCAGAUGGGGCAACUCCGUGCCUUACUCCAUAGGCUGGGAUCGCCAGCAAUAGUCGCAGGCCGAUUAAAGUCAACGCGCGAUCAACUCAAGGCCUCGAACUUGCAAGUUGGCCGCUCUGCCAGGAUUUCAAUCCAAGCUAUCACGAAUCAUGAAUCGCUCUGAAGACUAGUACUCUGAAGGUUGGAGCAGCAAAUGCAUGUGCUCGGCUCUUCCCGGCGCAAUCAUAACAUGAUUCAUUCUUGGCUCAUCCAAGGCGAAGCUAAUGAGGUUAUGCUUCCUCCGGAGUAGUUCGUUCGAGAUCUGCCCUCGCAUUUGAUUUGGAAUACUUUUCCUUGCGAUGGCGACGAUCACCCGAAGACUCUCCACUCUGCUCAUGCCUUCAUCUCCGGUAUGUAAUUGGCGUCCGACUCGUGGAACGUGAAUCAGUGGCUGGAACGGCGUGCGGAACUUCGGAU